AUGGUUGGACGCAAGCGCACAAGAAGCAAGACCUUCAUGACCACUCAAUUCGCGACAAGUCUGAGCUGUCACGACAGUGCGACGAUGAGCCAACUGCAGUGUUCAGCUGUCGAGACCGUGGUUGCCAUUGUUGUUCCAACCGCCUCCAUAUCACCUCUUUGCCCCCAUUGCCGAGACCACUAUUCCAGUGCGAACUGCAGAGCCUCCUUGCCAUCCAACAACAAAGGUGGUCCAGCAAUCAACUCCACCUUGUUGCCGUAUAUCCCCACAGUUGAAACAACAAUUCCACCUCAUGGCUCCGUGGCCGGAACCAACCUGCAUCCAUAUGGCCUCACAACUGAAUCCGCUAGUCACGACCAUUUUGGCGCUGCCGCCAAUUUUGGCUCUCUUGUGGAACAACUGCAUCAAUUCCCUUCUUUGUCAUUCGCGCCUAACGUAUGCUCCCGCGCACACCUCCAAUGA
Messenger RNA from Prunus armeniaca (apricot), 462 nucleotides. The record is from the annotation of a GenBank genome assembly. NCBI's taxonomy places the organism in Eukaryota, Viridiplantae, Streptophyta, Magnoliopsida, Rosales, Rosaceae.